Selaginella moellendorffii is the source of this 556-nucleotide messenger RNA. RefSeq lists its product as uncharacterized. Bases 25 to 552 code for a protein of 175 amino acids. The record is from RefSeq and is a predicted model, not a curated record. The transcript has 2 exons. Lineage: Eukaryota; Viridiplantae; Streptophyta; Lycopodiopsida; Selaginellales; Selaginellaceae.
UAUAGAUUUUUCUAAACGAGAGCAAUGGCUCUCUACAAUCCAGCGUCUUGUUCUUGCGCAAAAGUCUAUGUGGCUACAGUUCCUCUUCGUGUUCCUCCAGGUCCUCCAUCUUGGCUUAUCAACGCAGUGGAAGCCAGUGGAACUACAAAGCUUUGCCACUACAUGACCAUUGUCCAAUCCAAGCAGCAGUGCACAGUGUUUGAUUUCCAGCCAGAGAAUCCAGAGGACCCUCUCGUGGCACUGGCCUUGAUUUGUGGCCAGCAAGUCUCAGGAAUUGUGCAGCAAAGAAGGCUGCCAAGGCUUCCUUCCAGCAGAAUUGAGCUUGUUGGCAACAUGCUUCCUGGAUUGGAUCUUACUUCUGCUGUGGAGUUUAACAAUUCCUGGCCUACUGACCUGAUUCUCCACAGGCAUGAUUGUAGGCACCACACUGCAGGUAUUUGGAGAUAUGUUUGUUUUCUUAGCCACUUCUUAAGCAGGUCUCGUUGGUCAUCUUACUGGGAGAAUGUGCAUUUUCAUAUAAACAGUAACUUAGCCAAAUCUAAGGAGGAUUAACGUC